Tuber melanosporum (Perigord truffle) is the source of this 1877-nucleotide messenger RNA. RefSeq lists its product as uncharacterized. Gene Ontology annotation, molecular function: snoRNA binding; protein binding. NCBI's taxonomy places the organism in Eukaryota, Fungi, Ascomycota, Pezizomycetes, Pezizales, Tuberaceae. Gene Ontology annotation, cellular component: small-subunit processome. The coding region runs from base 56 to 1717 and encodes 553 amino acids. The transcript has 4 exons. The record is from RefSeq and is a predicted model, not a curated record.
UAAAAACUACUUCACCGCGACCUAUUGGUUCAAUUGAACACCGAUAAUCAAAACAAUGUCAUCCUUCUUUUCUACCCCAGGUUCUCUGAAGAAGCGCAAACGAUCAGAAGCAGCUACAUGCUUUGGUGGGGGAAAACCCAAAAAGCCAAGGGAAUCUUAUAAGAAGAAUGCGCCGGAAGAUGACGAUAUAUCAAGUGGUUCCGAAAGUGGUGAUCAAGAGGGGAAUAAGGGGGCACGAAGUGAGGAUGAAGAGGAUGAGGAUGAGGAGUUUGUUGGGGAAACAGUGGCAGAGAAGAGGUUAAGACUAGCUCAGCAAUACCUAAAUAACCUCCGAGCAGAAGUUGAUGAAGUAGGAUUUGAUGCAGCUAACGUCGAUCGCGAUAUAAUUGCUGAGCGUCUAAGAGAGAGCGUGGCAGAAGAGAAAGGUAAAGUUUACAGACAUAUCUCCUCACAGUUCUCCUUCGCUACCGCACAUUCUACCCUCUUCCGUAUGGAUUCCGGACCUACUACAGGCAUCGCGACAUGUUCCCCGUUCAUCUACACUAUCACUAAAGACGGCUAUCUCAUAAAGUGGGAACUCCCAGUAUAUCCGCACCCUCCUGCUACCGGCACAAACUACACAGUCUCGCAAAAGCCAAAACGAGUCACGUACGUUCGGGCCCGUCGCAAAGUGGAUGCGGACAGUUUCCAGGGCCAUACAGGGUCAAUCUUGUGUGUUGCGGCAUCGCAGGACGGAAAGUUUGUUGCAACCGGGGGACAAGAUACGAGGAUAGUCGUAUGGGAUACAGAACUUCUGAAAGCUUUGAAAGUCUUUAAGUUCCAUCGCGGAGCGGUGACUGGUCUCAUCUUCCGGCGUGGGACAAAUCAGCUGUAUUCUUGCUCUGCCGACCGUAGUGUUAAGCUAUGGAGUUUGGAUGAGCUAGCCUAUGUUGAGACGUUGUUCGGUCAUCAAGAUGAGGUCGUAGGUAUCACUGCGCUAGCCGGCGAGCGAUGCGUGACGGUCGGCGCCAGAGACCGUACAGCAAGACUGUGGAAGAUUGUGGAGGAAACUCAACUUGUGUUCCGUGGAGGUGGAGGAAGCGGUGGAACUGAGUCGAGAAAGCCCCGGAAAAACAAGGACGGGAGCAAACGCUACGAGGAAGGCACAAUCGACUGUGUGGCCAUGAUAGAUGAGGAGCACUUUGUUACUGGUAGUGAUAAUGGGGACAUCUCCCUCUGGUCCAUUUUCAAGAAAAAGCCCGUCCACACAAUCCAGCUCGCCCACGGCCUCCAGCAAACCCUCCUACCAGCCAAUCACACCGCUGAAUCCAACCCCACCGACCCACCACCAGAGCCAUGUCCCUGCUACGUCACUGCCUUAGCUGCAGUCCCCUAUUCGGACCUAGUCCUCUCCGGUAGCUGGGACAACCAAAUCCGCGCUUGGAAGGUCUCCGACAAGCGCAAACUCGAGCCUCUUGGAGCUCUCGGCCCCUUAGGCAAGGAUGCUGUUCGCGGGGUAGUCAAUGGGAUAUCUAUUGUUGAGCGUGGUGAGGGAGGGAAGGAGGUGCUGGCUGUAUGUGUCGGUACUGGGAAAGAGCUGAGGUUAGGAAAUUGGCUUAAGGUGGAUGGAAGAAAUGGAGGGUACGUUAUUGAGGUGGGUAGAAAGGAGGCUGGGAAGCCGGCUCUAGUCGAGCAAAGUGGAGCCGAUGGACCCGUAGGAGAAGCCAAUCUUGAUUAAGCCGGCUGAGUUUGAUCAACCCUUAAAGGGAUAGAAGGGCGAGUAUCUGUGUGAUACCAUGUAUUCGACAAACACAAAAGCAUGGGGAGCUAUUUGUAUAUAAUUACUUUACAAUAAUCUAGUUUUGGGCUUUAGCACCAAUGACAACAGUGGAGUACAA